Strongylus vulgaris is the source of this 453-nucleotide messenger RNA. The record is from the annotation of a GenBank genome assembly. NCBI's taxonomy places the organism in Eukaryota, Metazoa, Nematoda, Chromadorea, Rhabditida, Strongylidae.
AUGCCAGUUGUAAAGGCCAAGUUCAUAUUCCAGGUUACGGAAAAUUUGGAACUUGAAGUGCGUGCAGACAGCGUUCAACCGGCUCGACUCAUUCUUCCCAUCACUAUCAUCCCAACAGAUACAGAAGUUCAUGAACAACAGAAGGAGAAGGAAAUGCGAAAAGAUGUGAAAGAGGAGACGCAGAUCGAAGCACCUCGCUUACCAGCUAUCAGCGAUCAGCUUCCAGUAUGUCCUCGCAUAUAUGCGAUUCAGUUGUACCUGCAUGUGGUAAUCAUACUUAUAACCAUCCUUGGCCUCACAGUUUGCGUAUUGUUAUGUCGUCGAAAGCCGAAGAAGAAGCCUACACCAGCACCGUCAACACCGCAACUGCCCUCCACUCCAAGAACGUCACUUCCGGAAAAGCCGGAUUUGUUAGGUCAGAGUUUUUGGUUGUUGCGCCAAAUGCGCCCCUGA